Messenger RNA from Yamadazyma tenuis ATCC 10573, 747 nucleotides. RefSeq names its product Fig1p (gene FIG1). Gene Ontology annotation, cellular component: mating projection tip; membrane. Lineage: Eukaryota; Fungi; Ascomycota; Pichiomycetes; Serinales; Debaryomycetaceae. The record is from RefSeq and is a predicted model, not a curated record. Gene Ontology annotation, biological process: conjugation with cellular fusion.
AUGGUAAACUUUGCAGCCAAGAUUCCCGCCGUUGUCUUGUGCAUUUGCGUUUUCAUUACCAAUUUCCUCUUGGGCUUCCUACUCAUGAGUUGCUACACUUCCACUGAAGCUUAUUCCAGCCUAUUCUUGACCAGAUAUCAGUUCAACAAAAAGGAGAUGCUGAUUGUUUCUUUCAACGGAACUGAAACCACCGAACUGGAUUUAUCGCUGUUCACCCUUUCAAUUGGAUACUUGAGUUUCUGUGUUUCCUAUGAUGGCCUGGUAUCGUGUACGACAUUUGAUAACUUGGGAAAGUUGAAGACCUAUCCAAUUAUUAGCGUUGAUACAGGUGAUAAAAACACCACAAUUGACUUGGUCAAAUUAGCAAGAAAAUUCAACAAUAUAUGCUAUCCAUAUGUACUUAUGUCAGCUAUGAUAAUGGCACUCGCAUGUUUGGCACUUAACGCUUGGAUCCUGGUUCCACUUUUGCCAGGAAAACUUCUUGUUAGGAAGAUGAUUGUGGGUGUCUCAGGUAUUGAUGCCAUGGUGUGGGGAGUUGGGUCAAUGUUGCAGCAUCAAGCAACUAAAGCUAACCAGGCGCUUGUGCCAUCUGCGUCGAUGAAGUUGGUACAAGUAAAAACCGGCAUCAGGGCUGAAGCUGUCACAUGGACGGCUUUCUCAUUUUUAGUAGUAAUUGCUCUUGGAAAUGGAGUUUUAUUGUUGAGAGAGUUAAGAAACCAACUCAAAGCUACCUCAAAACUUUAUUGA